This is a messenger RNA of Protomyces lactucae-debilis, 939 nucleotides long. Its product is annotated as ubiquitin carboxyl-terminal hydrolase. Lineage: Eukaryota; Fungi; Ascomycota; Taphrinomycetes; Taphrinales; Protomycetaceae. The record is from RefSeq and is a predicted model, not a curated record. The annotation marks the transcript as partial. The transcript is spliced from 2 exons. Gene Ontology annotation, cellular component: cytoplasm. Gene Ontology annotation, molecular function: cysteine-type deubiquitinase activity. Gene Ontology annotation, biological process: protein deubiquitination; ubiquitin-dependent protein catabolic process.
UGGGUGACGAUUGAAUCAGAGCCAGCCAUCUUCAAUCAACUGCUGAGAUCAUUGGGUGUCCAUGGUCUUGUCACGAAGGAGGUAUUUAGUCUGGAUGAUGAGACAUUGCGCUCCUUUGCGCCCAUACACGGCUUUGUCUUUCUGUUUCGCUGGAAGGUGGAAGAGAAAAAGGAAGAUGGGAGACAGGUCAGCUCACAGGAACAGAAUCAGCAUGAUCUCUGGUUCGCUAAUCAAACGGCCGACAAUGCCUGUGCAACGCUCGCAUUGCUCAACAUCGUCCUCAACUGCCCACAUCUCGACGUCGGUCCCUUUCUCAGCACCUUCAAAGCGGCUACGGCAGACUUGAAGGCGCCACUCAAGGGACUUGCCUUGGCGAGCUCAGAGACACUACGACAAAAGCACAAUGCAUUUGCGAAACGAUCAGAGAUGGCAGAGGCUGAUUUACACUUGAUGCAACGAGCUCGAAGAGCAGCUACCAAAAGGCGAAAGAAUGAGGGUGAAGAUGCAUUUCAUUUCAUUGCCUAUUUGCCAAAAGAUGGGCAUCUCUGGGAACUCGAUGGCCUCAAACCAGCACCCAUCCAGCAUUCUGCCACCUUGGCACCCGAGGAGUGGUAUUUGAAUGCCGUGCCCAUGAUACAAGAGCGCAUUGAACGAUACAGCGCACAAGAAAUUCGGUUCAGCUUAUUGGCUCUUGCAGAGGAUCCUGCAGUCUCUCUGACAAGGAAGCGACAGACAUUACUCGCUCUCCAUGAUGCAGAUCCAGAAAAGGCCAGCCUCGCAGAAAUCGAUGCUCAACUCGCACAAAUAGAUGCAGAGCGCAAGGAAGAAGCAAUGCUUGCAGCACGACGUGCUCAUGAUUAUACGCCGUUCGUGGAAACCAUGCUGACCUUGCUGAAUGAAAAGGGCGUCUUGAGUUCAGUCUUCAGCAGCACGCCGUAA